AUUGAAAAUUAGGCACAAAGUUUCCUAGGUAUACAAAAUAGAUAUAUGUAGAUGUUGAUAUACAAAAUUAGCAUCAUUUGUUUUGCUUUCGCAUGUUCUGCGGCGGAGAGGAAAAACAAAGCUUGUGUGAAAAAUAAAUAAAUAAUAUAGGUAUACUUUGCAAAUUGAAUAACACAGAGCCCAUCGAACGGGGAAUACGUAUUUGUCCCACGUGCCCCCACAAAUAUCAAAUGACAAUAAACGAGAACGAAAACGUUCCACUACUCAUACAGAUAUACACACAUAGAUAACUAUGAGUAUCUCACGUAAGCACUUGAUAAAUUUAAUGUGUUUUUCCUUUUCAUUUUGGCAACUGUACAAAUUUUUUCUACAUUUUGCUAAUCUAACAAAAUUUCUUUUCUAUGUACAUAUAUUAAUAUACUGUAAGGUGAAUACAACAAAAUGAUUAGCGGGAGAGGAAGAGUGGAAAUUCUGGAACCUUCACAAAUCAUUGCUAAAAACCAAAAACAAGAUAAUCAAAAUGUUUACGCGGUGCCAAGGAGAGGGCUUAUAGCCGUAGCCCGGGUCUAUGAUAAGAUACGGGGAAAUGGAAUGGCAAGAUCGCAAUAAAAAGUGCCGGUUCCAGUUCCCGUCCGUGGCCUUUCGCGACGCAAUAUGCGGAAUUCAGAAUACUUAAUACAUUAUAUUGUCGUAAUCGGAAUCACCGUAGGGGCGUGUCAGUCGUGUGACUCAGACGUCGGGUGCGAUAAUCAACUGGGGAUGAUAUUAUAUAAGGGCACCUGAUAAGACCUCUUCGAUUCCGCUGAGCCACUAUGAUGGUUAGAGAGUGCUCUCCGCGGCAUAUCGUCCAUUGAACUGCGUAGAUAGUUCUGGGAAAUCAACAAGUUGGUGGGCAUAAACAAUCCAUUUAUAACACGCAAAGCCCUAUUUGUAUAGCCUGCCAGUUCUGCAAAUACAGCUCGACGGGAAGCCAAUGAUUCUGCAGAGGUUGCAUUUUAGGGGUCCCAGUAGUUCUACGAGUCUCCAAGUUUCUGGUGAAUGAUGUUGGCGGUUAUGUAAACCUGGUGGUCCGCUAAGCAAGCAACACAGAUGUGUGGAAACGAGAUGGGGAUAGGAAUUAACGUCAGCGGAGGAGAGAGUGAGAUAGCGACUGAGAGUGGGAGAGAGACGGCCAGCACCAGUGACGAAUUUUGCUGCGCCAGCAUUGUUGGCAGACUUGCUGACGGAAUAAUAGUGCUGUUAGUUACCGAUUGCCAGAUAUAAAAAGCUAAACUUCCCAGUGGGACUUAAAACUAAAAGGCUAAUAAGUCAUUUACACGGAAACGUAACUUUUGUGCAAACGAAACUGGUUAGCGUAAAGGAACUAAAAUGUUGAUAUUUAUGGAUUACAAUUUCUGUAAAGAUGACUGUAGGGCAGUGCAAUUCAAGUACUCCUGCCCCAAGUGCAAUGCCCUUUAUUGCAGUGUGGGAUGCUACAAAUCCAAGGAGCACCUCAAAUGUUCAGAAGAGUUCUACAAAUCCUGCAUUCAGGACGAGCUAUCUGGAGCCACUGUAACGCAAGAAAGCCAGGAGGACGUCCGAAAAAUAUAUGACAUAUUGAAAAGGAUGCGGGAAACGGACGGCGGCUUCAAUCCCCAGGACUUUGAUACAGAUGGAUUGGAAAAUCCUUUGGACUCAGAUGGAGGCGAUGAAGCAGAACUAGGAGAAGAUGAGGGAGAAGAAGAUCCCGCAGGAGAAGAUCCACUCGAAGAAGACUUCGAAGAAGACAUUGCAGCUCGUCUUAAAGGUGUUGAUAUCAACGAUGCUGAUGAAGUAUGGAGCCGGCUAACCAUGGAAGAGCAAGAAGAGUUCCAGAAACUGAUCACCAACGGCGACAUCAUGAAGCUUAUGCCAGACUACAAGCCGUGGUGGAACAAGCCGAAGAACUCUAAGAUUGUGGUUAUUCCCACUCCCGAAGAGACUGCAAAAACAGACAGCUCUGUGCCCGAAAUAUACGGAAAUAUUGCCAAAUUCUCGGAUAUAUGCAAGAAGACGCCUUCGCCCUGCCUGCACUACAACCUGUGGAACAUCCUAAGCGCCUACGCCUGUGUGGCUCGCUUUUUUGGCGGAGAACAGCGAACCAAUGCCAGCGAAGCGGUGGCCCAUCUGGUGAAUCUCAGCGCCACCUUGAAGUACGGCACCAACUUUGAGGAUGCUGAGGACGCCAUUGUCUCUGUAGAGAUGGAAGCCAUCACAACGGGCAACGGUCCUGCCGGUGCAGCUGCUGUGGGAAGUGCCGCAACAGGAACCAAUUUCCUGGUGGAAAGCAGGGAGCAACUGCAGCAGGAUGCCCGGCAGUUGAUGGCUACAAGGGACCACAAAUUGGCCGCCUUAAGUGAUGUGCUAAACCUCCUGCAACAGACCAAGGCAAUGAGUCGGCGGAAGAAUCCCCAGGAAGCCGAGUUCCAGAAACUGUUCGCCCUGGCCAGCGGAAGUGUGGAACUUGAUCGCACAAAAGUCUCCCAGCUGGUGCGGAAGAUCGAGUUCAUGCUGUCGUAUGUGAAGCGGGAAGAGGACCUGUGAGAUUUCAGUCACAAAAUAUAAAUUCCGUUUUCGAAUUCCAAA
Molecule: messenger RNA, 2604 nt
Organism: Drosophila rhopaloa
Lineage: Eukaryota; Metazoa; Arthropoda; Insecta; Diptera; Drosophilidae
Product: zinc finger HIT domain-containing protein 2
Exons: 2
Coding region: 1369-2562 (397 amino acids)
Source: RefSeq, a predicted model, not a curated record